Messenger RNA from Heterostelium album PN500, 2907 nucleotides. It is a transcript of the gene gxcS, whose product is annotated as pleckstrin domain-containing protein. The record is from RefSeq and is a predicted model, not a curated record. Lineage: Eukaryota; Evosea; Eumycetozoa; Acytosteliales; Acytosteliaceae. Gene Ontology annotation, molecular function: guanyl-nucleotide exchange factor activity. The transcript is spliced from 5 exons. Gene Ontology annotation, biological process: intracellular signal transduction. The coding region runs from base 1 to 2907 and encodes 968 amino acids.
AUGAGUGAAUUUGCAGACGAUAAAAGGAAAACAGCACCACCAUCAUCAUUGUUACAACAUCAACAAUCAUCGUUUGGAAAUUCAAAACAGAUUGGUGUUGCACCAUUGCGAACUUCACACAUUUUAAAGUCACCACCAUUAGAAAAUGGAAAUUCAAAUGGAAAUCACCACCCACCCAUGCCAAAACCAAGAACAUUUUCUGUAAAUGUAUCUGCAUCAAUGAAUUCAUCUCAGAAUUUGGAACAACAACAACAAAGUCAUAAUCAUCAACCAACACCAACACCUUCACCUGCCCCUCAACAGCAGCAACAGCAACCUCCCAAUGUAUCACCUAGAAAUAAUCAACAACAGCAACCACCCAAUGUAUCACCUAGAAAUAAUCAACAACAACAACAACAGCAACAAGAUGGUGGAAAUCAAGCAUUUGUAAAUGGACAUGCAUUAUCACCUAGUCUACAGGCAUCCACUCCAACACCGCAACAGCAGCAACCUCUAAAAUCGGCAAUAAAAUCACCACCACCAAAAUUAGCACCACGUCAACCAUCGUCUUUCAAUUUAUCACCGAAUUCAUCGAGUAGCUCCCUCCUAGGAAGUGGAAACAGCAAUCUAAGUGAAGCGGACUCUGAUACCAGCAGUUUCAUGGGAGACGCUUCAAGUUUCAUGGGUGAGGACGUCGACCAGGUCGUUGAAGACUCUGAUGACGACACCGACGAGGAGGAGGAAGAGAUGCACGAGAACUUCCUCAAGGAGCUCGGUCUUGGCAACAAGAAUCGCGACGAACUCAAAGAACAAGAGAAGAAAGAAAUGGAACUACUUGCAGGUGGUACCAAAUUCAGAGUGACCCGAUGUUUCGUUGGUCUAGGAUCACCUCUCUCAACUUCACCCUCACAAAUGAUGUCAUCCACACCCUCACAAAUGAGAAAGAGUAUUUAUCCAACCCAACAACAACAACAGCAGCAACAGCAACAAGCUGCUUCCAAUGGAUUACAAAGCAAUGGAUCAUCAUCAUCAACAACAACACCCAACUCAAAUCAACCACCACAAACACUACAAAAUUCAAAUCGUAAGACUGUUUUCAACCCACGUUUUUCCAUUUACAGACCUGUUGCACCACGUAAACCACUUCCACCACCACCACCUCGUAAACCAGUCGCCAAAGCCUACAACGAUACACAAAUUAAAGCUGCCAUUAAAAUACAAAAAUGUUGGCGUAGAUAUCAACAAAUGUUACCAUUUAAGAAAUUAAAGGAUGUAAAGUUGAUAUUCGGUGGUAUCGAUGCGAUCAUUGCCAUCAAUACGACGCUGAUGAGUGACAUCGAAUCGAUUCUCGAGAAUUGGAAGCCCUACUCCAUUCUGGGUAAAUCAUUCACUACGCUCGGUGUCUUCCUCAAGGCGUACACCGACUAUGUGAAGAACUUUGACUUUUCGCUGCGUCGACUCCAGGCGUGUUCGAAAGAGAUGAAAUUCGUUGCUUUCAUCAAGCAGGCCGAAGACAAGACGGUACCGCGCUCCCGAUUGGAAUCACUGCUGAUUACACCGGUUCAACGUAUUCCAAGAUACGUACUUCUCCUACAGGAUCUAUUGAAACACACUGAGGAAUCACAUCCUGACUUCCCACAUAUCACAGAGGGAUUGGAAAUCAUCAAGAAAGUUGCCAUCUCUAUCAACGACACAAAACGACGUGCUGAUAAUUCUCUUAAAGUAAUUGAGGUUCAAAACAAAUUAGUUGGUAAAUUCCCUAAUUUGGUUGUAGCAGAUCGUAGAUAUGUUCAUGAAGGAUAUCUUUUAAGUGGACCGUCCAAUGUUAAGACUAAAAAAGUUUAUAUAUUCCUAUUUAAUGAUAUUAUUAUUUUCUCAAGACCAUCAUCAAACAAAAUAUUUAGUAAAUCUAAAUUUAAGUUUUUAAAGAUUGAAGAUUUAUUACCAUCACCAGCUUUAACUGAUAUACCAAAUAAUCCAAUUAUGACACAUGCAUUCGAUAUUGAAUUGAGAUCGGUUACUUGUACAUUCUUGGCAGAGUCUGAAGAUUCAAAACAAAUUUGGAUGAGUAAUUUCAGAAAGGUGUUCAGUGAUAUCAAUAGUCAGCAGAAUAACAAUCAAACUUUGGAUAAGAGAGCAGUCGAGAAGGCUGGUCAAGCAAAGACCUAUAUUGAGAAUCAUUUCACAAACAUCAUGGUUAAGGGUAGAGUCACAAGAGGUGGUACUGUCAGAGGACAAGCACCAGAGUCAGCGGAUGACUAUUCAGCAGAUGGCAGUGGUGGUGAUCUACAAGGUGGCGGUGGAGCACAUGGCAGUAGCAGUGGCAGUGGUGGCGGUGCCUCUGGAAACGAUCGUCAACCAAUGAUGGUAAGACAAGCGACAUUCCACAACAUGACUAUUCUCCAGCGAGAGGAACGUCUGAAAGGUAUGGCCGAGGAAACAAGUCAACUGAAAAUGGAACACCAGAAAUCGGAACAACAACAAACAUUUAAUAACAAUUUGAAUACAAUCAAUCAAUCUGUACAGCAACAACAACAACAACAACAACAACAACAAAAUGAUAGCAACAAGUAUUCUUCGAUAAAGUUUGGAACUGUCGGUCGUUCAACGAUGAUAACCGGUGCUAAGAAAGAUAAUAAUAAUAUUAGUGGUGGAGGAUCGUCAGAGGAUUUGAAUCAUCAUAUCGAUGGAACAGCCACACUGCAGCCAGAGAAGAAGCGAACAGGUGCACCUUCACUCAACAAGAUCUUCUCAACCAUCAAUCUUUCGUCGUCAUCCAAGGAUAAAGAUGGUAGUUCAACAUCUAAAUCGAAAUCGACACCAUCGCUAUCAUCGAUUAACAACAACCCUGCCGUCAAACAGAGUAAUCUCAAUCUCUCAGCACUCAACUCUGAGCUCAAAAAUAGACAGAAUCAAAAUCAAUCUUAA